Carassius auratus (goldfish) is the source of this 2325-nucleotide messenger RNA. RefSeq names its product suppressor of cytokine signaling 3-like. Lineage: Eukaryota; Metazoa; Chordata; Actinopteri; Cypriniformes; Cyprinidae. Gene Ontology annotation, cellular component: phosphatidylinositol 3-kinase complex. The coding region runs from base 381 to 1040 and encodes 219 amino acids. The transcript has 2 exons. Gene Ontology annotation, biological process: intracellular signal transduction; phosphatidylinositol phosphate biosynthetic process. The record is from RefSeq and is a predicted model, not a curated record. Gene Ontology annotation, molecular function: 1-phosphatidylinositol-3-kinase regulator activity.
UUCAGCUCGAUGGCACGAACCUCCACUACCUCUAAUAGACUUUCACACAGCUGAUCUCUGAUCAACUGUUAACAAAACUGACAUGAAACUGAUCUUCAUCCUUUUAAAAGAAGAAGGUCUAUUUUGCAUAAGCUCUUAUAUGGGAGUCACAAAAGGAGCUAUGUUUUAAGAAAACUCCCAAGAUUGAGUCGGAUAACGAUUUGAAGCUGCCUUCUAUACCCACCGAGGCGUCAUUUCAUCUGGAUGUGGAAGAGGUGCCAGAGCUCGGGACGUUGUGUUGGUGCUCUCCAGUGCAUCAGCACCCUGGCUGGGACGGCCCUUCGGCCCUGGACCCCCAGCACCAGUGGUUGCCGGGUGGUACAGGGGGUGGGCAGAGCGCCAUGGUAACACACAGUAGGUUUGACAGCGCGAUGAGCAGUAGCCCCUUUGAAGGCGGCGCGCGCCUGCCCCCCCACCGGUACAAGACCUUCAGUUCUCGGGCGCAGUAUCAGAUGGUGAUUGCAGCUGUGCGCAAACUUCAAGAAAGCGGCUUCUACUGGAACACCGUGGGCGGGAAAGAGGCCAGCGCACUGCUGAGCACCGAACCCCCAGGCACCUUCUUGGUGCGUGACAGCUCGGACCACCACCACUUCUUCACACUCAGCGUGAAAACGACCACGGGCACCAAAAACCUGCGCAUCCAAUGUGACUCCGUCUCCUUCUUCCUGCAGACCGACCCUCAGAGCGAGCAGGCGGUGCCGCGCUUCGAUUGCGUCCUCAAACUCAUUCAUCAUUACAUGCCAUCCUCUGGGACGGGGACCUCUUCAAAAGCCCGAGAGGAUGGAGAAAGUGGAAGGAGCACAGACGGAAGUGCUUACUACAUCUUCUCUGGUGGCGAGAAGAUCCCUUUGGAGCUACUGCGUCCGCUGGCCUCUAGCAUGUCCAGUCUGCAGCACCUAUGUCGAAAGACUUUAAACGGUCAUAUAGAUGUGUCCACCAAACGGGACCAACUGCCUCAUACACUCCAAGAGUUCCUCCAGGAGUAUGACGCUCCUAUCUAGCUAUUCUUGAGGGGUUUCAGAUGAGAAGAGCCACAUGGGUAGAAGAAUAAGGCGCUUGACUGGAGUUUAUCGCUCCUCACGUUGGCAUCCGUCUGUAUUGCAGGCCAGCCGUGCCUUCGACUUCUGGAUUGUUGACUUUUGAAGGACAGCACGAGAUACGUACUCCAACUCAAGUGCAUCUGACAUCUCAGCAGCUGUUGACACGAAUGGACUUCCGCGUUCCAGCGGCCAGUCGGACUGCUGAAGAUAAACACAAGAGAUAGUUGAUCAGUACAGGAGUUAAGUGUGCUGCUGUGGCUACGGUCCAGCCAUUCUUCAUUGAUCGGGAGACACUCUCUCAAGUCUGUUUUCUCCAGCUCAACAUUUUUUGACUUUCUCUUGGAAGGAAGGAGCGAGAGCUGGGUGUUUGCAAUGACAUACACAUUUCCACUGCUUCUUGCCAAGUGUAAUUGCCUCAUAAGUGGGCGUGGGGGCGCAAACGGGGUGGCUACUUACCGUUCACGACCAACACUGUCUGCUAUGGUGACUGUGUGUGGGGUCAAGAAAAAGGACUAGAGUGAACGUAUUGAUCAGACGAGAGGCCUGUUACUUCAGGCCUUUGACCUCCCUUAGCCCUCUCUGGAGAAGACGGCCCCUUAGUGGACUGUUGUUACUUUGUUCAUGACAGGAGCCAAAGCAAACAGUGGUUUCAUUUGUGCUAGGAAAAGGCAGGUUGAACAUUGUUGACGAUAUGAGUGUAUAUAUAUGAAUUGUGAUUCAUAUACUGUGAAGCAAGUACAAGCACAGUAUGAAAAAUCUUUAGUAACUGAUUUACUGUGGUCUUAGACAUGAAGGACCAUGCUUCUCUGAUCACACGGAGAAGCAUUUGUACUUUGUGUGCUUCAAAAUUCUCAUUCAAUAACAACGACACACAGUGUUUGUUUCACUAGCAGGACUUGACGUCUGCUGUUCACUGAAUGUAUUAUGAGUCUAUGGAAGGGCUUGUGGUUCCACUUGUAGAUUGUUUCUCUCUCUCGCUCUCUCUCUCUCUCAUUUUUUUUGUAUUCAUAUUUUGUAAAAUCAAGGUGUUUACAUGUGUGGCCACCAACAGGACAGCAUGUUUUUUUACUCUGUCUUUUAUAAAGAUGUCUCAUCUUAAGGUCUGGUCUGAUGACCGCAGUGCAAGCUUGAAGAUCAGAAAACUAAGGCAUUAACAUAGAAAAUGCAGCAAGAAUCUUUGCACAUAUUUAUAUUUAUAAGAUAUUUCCAUAAUUUAUAUUAAAGAGCACUAUUUUUACAAAAUGGA